Molecule: messenger RNA, 7182 nt
Organism: Stegostoma tigrinum
Lineage: Eukaryota; Metazoa; Chordata; Chondrichthyes; Orectolobiformes; Stegostomatidae
Gene: pdlim5a
Product: PDZ and LIM domain 5a
Exons: 20
Coding region: 217-3045 (942 amino acids)
Biological process (GO): actin cytoskeleton organization; heart development; muscle structure development
Cellular component (GO): Z disc; filamentous actin; adherens junction
Molecular function (GO): muscle alpha-actinin binding; actin binding
Source: RefSeq, a predicted model, not a curated record
UCACCUUGCGUCAUGGUGAAGCCCUGAAAUACUUUGGUGUAAUCUUACAGCAGCUUCCUUUAUAUAUAGCAGGUGCUGGCUGCCAAAAUUUGUGCUGUUUUAUUCUUUGCAGCUAGAUAGCGGGGGAGGACACUGUUGUCUGCUAUUGAGACUAGUAGACUCUUGUUCCCAGCAAGUUGAUUGAUUAUAGACCCUGGUGCGUGAGAAAGCCAAAUCAUGAGUAAUUACUCUGUCUGUUUGCAAGGCCCAGCCCCAUGGGGCUUCAGACUUCAGGGGGGAAAAGACUUCAACAUGCCCCUGACCAUCUCCAGGCUGACGGAAGGUGGGAAAGCUGCCCACGCAAGCAUCGAAGUCGGGGAUGUGGUUCUGUCCAUCGAUGGGGUCAGCACGGAUGGAAUGACUCACCUAGCAGCUCAGAAUAAGAUCAAGGCAUGCACUGGAUCCUUGAAACUCAGCCUGCAGAGGGCCUCUCCUGCUCCAAAACCAACUGCAACAACAGUUCAGAAGGACGAGCCCCGCGAAGUAACACAUACUAUGCCUGUCGCAUCUGUUGCUCCUCCGAUGCCAAAGUUCCCAUCUGCAUCCAGCUCGGCCUACAACAUGACGGCCCGUCCUUUUGGAGCCUCAGCGUCUCCAAAGGUCACGCCUACAUCUGCAUCACCCCAGCCUGCAGCCUUUUCCCCAGCUUCAUCACCCCUCGCUCAGCCUCCGCCUCCAUCACUGGCAUCCACUCUCAAUAAUUCCACUCCCCCACCAUCAGUGCCUGUUGCAUCUCCACAGCAAACGCAUGCCAGUUUCAAACCUGGUGUCAAUGGGCACACGCCACCAGCCACCACUGCUAAACCGAAAAUAACCUCAUCCAUUAAUGUCCCACGGCAGCCCAAGGUGUACAACACGCCCAUAAACCUUUACUCCUCUGACAAUGCCCAUGAGGUGGCAGAGGGACAGAAGAGAGGACUGAGAGAGGGGCAGAGCGAUGUCAAGCAGCAGAAUGGCUCCCCCCGACAGUACAUGGCCAGCGUCCAACCUGAUGUGCAUUAUCACCAUAACCUUAGUGAUCAGAGCAAGAAACGUUUGAUGCAAGACACUGAAGAUUGGCAGCCAAAGACUGGCACUGCUCAGUCACGCUCCUUCUGCAUCCUUGCCCAGAUGACUGGCACUGAGCAUAUGGGUGAGACAACUCCAGCAAAUGAGACUAGCAAGAAGGCGAGGGACAAUGGGACUGAAAAUGACAAAGUAGGGUACAGCACUUUGGAAGUAGAACAAACUUCGCCAACCGUGUGCGCUGACCAUACGGAGGCGCGUGUGCCUGGAACAGGCACCACAGCGUCUGGGUUUGCGUGCACGGUAGCCUCUCAGACUCAUCUGCUCCCUGCGCUCGGUGACCCGCCACUAGCUGCAAGCCCUGGGGUGGAUGCUGCUGGAUUCGGUUCCCCUGAAGAUGAGGAGAGAAGGAUGUACCUGGACAAUCCUUUAGAUGCUUUACCCAGGUGUGCUCCACAUCCACUGCCAAACAAGUGUGAUACAAAGACCGAAACUUUUAUUGCUUCAGUUUCUACUGUAAACGUGAGGAAAGCUAGAUUCGUCAAUGUAACAGAAGAGGCGACCUCAAAGAUGCCAUCAGUCCUGCCAAAUCUUCCCCUUGCUGCGACCGGAAUUGAACCAUGUCCUUUAGAUGUUGGGAAGCAUUCAGUGGCUGUACAAACCUGUGACAUUCCAGUGCUCGCUACCCCACCAUUGACCUCCACCUCUGUGGGAGGUGCAGAACCUGCUGUCUGUACUCCAGCCAUCUCUGAAAGGAAAGUUUUGGAAAAUCCACUUGAAGCGUUGCCAAAGUCGACUCCACCUCUUCCGCCCUUGAAGCAAAGCCCAGAGGCGCAGAACGCUGCUGCUGUGAUUACUGCUGUACUUGCUGCUCAAGCUAGACUGUCUGAACCUACUGUCUCUCCGUCUCUGUUGGAUGCUCUGCUCAUCACACCGGUUACAAAAUCUCCAUCUGCACAACCUUUUUCAUUGCCCAAGCGCCAGUCCGUCAGCUCUUUGUGUGUGCCAAAGACCAGGAGUGUUACGUGGCAUGAAUCAGUUUUCUGUUCAGAAAAGUCCUCUGUCAGACAGUUUUCAUUCUCACCAAUUAAUUCUGCAAAGCCUAGUAGGGAUGCUGUGGAUGUUCCUCAGCCCAUUGGCCCCGCUACUGCUUCUGUCAAACCCAUGUCUAAGAUGCCUGGUGGGGUCUGUCACACCCCAGCCACUGCUGCUGUAUCCAGCCCAACCUUCAAGCCUCGUGGAGUUGCCGAGCCUACCAAACCAACAAGCUGGCAAGCUGCCAACUCAGCAGCCAACAGCUCCCCCAAGACCAUACUCCCCACUGCCCAGGUAUCACCGGCAAGUCCAUCUGGCUGGGGUUCCAACGCGAAGGCAGCCAGUGCCAUGAUAAGCAAGCCAGAGCCGCAGGAUGAUAACACACUGGUUCAGAUGGCCGAGCAUAUCCCAGCUGGCAACAGGACGCCCAUGUGUGCUCACUGCAACUCCAUCAUCAGAGGUCCUUUCCUUGUGGCAAUGGGUCGUUCCUGGCACCCUGAAGAGUUUACAUGUGCCUAUUGUAGUCUAUCCCUUGCCCACAUUGGCUUUGUGGAAGAGAAAGGGUCUGUGUAUUGUGAGAAGUGCUACGAACAAUUCUUUGCCCCUGAAUGUGCCCGAUGCCAGAGGAAGAUCCUGGGGGAAAUUAUUAAUGCCUUGAAGCAAACCUGGCAUGUUAACUGCUUUGUGUGCGUGGCUUGCAAGCAACCUAUUCGCAACAAUAUUUUCCACAUGGAGGAUGGGGAUCCUUACUGUGAAAAAGAUUACUAUAAUUUAUUUGGCACUACUUGCCAUGGUUGUGACUUCCCUAUAGAGGCUGGAGAUAAAUUCCUUCAAGCACUGGGCCACACUUGGCAUGAUACCUGCUUUGUCUGUGCAGUGUGUUGCACGAAUUUGGAAGGCCAAACCUUCUUCUCAAAGAAAGACAAGCUCCUAUGCAAGAAGCAUGCUCACACAGUGAACAUCUAAAACUCAUCGAUGAGCUGUGAGAAGGACGAUGAUCGAAGAUAACAUUCAGAGGGACGGAAUAGAAAUGAAUAUUUUGCUUUCUUUUCUUGUUGCUGUGAAAGGCAUCCAAACCGUAACUUAGUCAUUGGGGUUUGAAGGGGGGAAGGGGUUGGUGUGAGGUGUUUGAUUCUAUUUUGGUUUGGGGCUCUUUUUAGAUCUUUAAUUCCAAAUACAUGGGUGGUUAGUAGCCAGUGUCAUGGCUGCACUUCACUGGCUGAAGAACUGCAUUCAAAUAGCUAUCUUGAAUCUUUUAAUGACCUGUUGCAUAACAUUUAUUUAGGUAUGCCUUCAAAUAUACAGCCUGCCAUUUUCUUCCAAACUUUGCGUAAAUGAUCCCUGUUGCUCUAAAGGCUUUAUGUAAUAGUGUAGACAUUCAGUUAAAAUGAUCAUAAUAAGUGUUUACUAGGACACUUUUCCAAACUUAAUAUAAGCUUAAUUUGUUUAAAAUCACAUUAGGUCACUGUCUAUUUUGAAAUAUUGCCCUUUCUGGAUUCAGAAUUAACUUGGUCCCUUCUGUGCAUUGAAUAGCAUUUCCACAAUUAAGCUCCUUACAAUCAUUAACUUAUUUGGGAAGAAAUUAAUUCAUGAGACAGCAACAUUGCCUAUGGAUUUGUGAAUAAGUUGGCUGGAAUUUGACAGAUAUCUGUGAAGGGAAAUAGUGUUUUAUUUACGCAAAGGUGAUGGACUGGUCAGACUUGUUGAUGAUGAUCUUGGUUGGAAUGUGCAUGGUGUGAGAGACAUGUGCCAGCAGCUUCAAGGAUUUCAAACGAUUAUGAUAUGUUUCUGGUGAAACAUCUUUCACCACUGUUUAAUGGUUAAAUUAAAUGCCACCCUAUUGUGAAAAUCAUGGUUGCAGUUCGGAAUAGCAAAGCCACCAAGCUCUGGGAGUCCUGGAAUUGUCCAAUUUUAUUGAACUAGAAGAGUGUGGUGUGAAAUUUAAUGCUAUGAAUUAACUGGUAAUUACUUUCCUGGAUCUGCUGGGCUAUGUUUAAAGUUAGUGUAGUGUGUCUUAAAUUUGCAUCUCAUCUGAGUGACAGACUAACUGAGGACUGGUGAAGCGGCAUUCUGAUGGUGUUGAAAUCAAUUUUGAGAACGAGAACAGGAAGGACUUUGGGUGGAAGGAAAUCUCUCACUGUCGCAAUGUAGAGAAGAGGGGGGGAUUCUGGAUUUCAUAAGCAUCCUUUGCCAUUUAUUAUGACUGGACAACUGAACAGUGACCUGACCACAAGGUCAAUUUGGAUCAGGCACCUUUGUGGAGAACCCGGAAUUAUCUCAAAUUGAGCUUUUUUUUUGUUAGAAGGAAAGUCAGGAUCUACCAACUUUAUCUCAGCAAUGUACUGCAACCCACGGUAUGAACAAGGGAGUUACUUGUUACAGGGCAGUGGAGCUUGGUUUUUAACUGCCUAACUCAUAUUGCAUUAUUUAUAUAGUCUGAAGCUGUUUGGAUAAGGGGAUUUAUAAUGCAUCUUGAGAUGAUCAAGCAUUUGUAGCUAGAUUAUUCCAGUUCCCCCUUCUUACAUUAUUGAUCAAAGAGAUGGGAGGGGUGAUUGAUCUAACUAGUAUGAUGGUCAUCAGUGUUUGUGGAUUUCCACCUGCUUAAUUGUGCCAAGCCUUGGAUUAAUGAACGGGUGGUUUAACUUGUUGUACCCUGCUAUAAAGUUAAAUGGUCCUGUUGUACUGGUCUAAUGCUGUGUUCAUGAAUGAGUGUGGCAGGAUUGGUGAAGGGAGUAGAGGUGUUGGAGAGGAAUUUCACAUGCAUUCCUUUGACCCUCAGCCAAUACUUGGCUUUGCAAUGCCAUUGUGCACAAUGAACUCAAAGUCAAAGAGCUGAGAAAUGUGUCAGGUCUAUGAAAACGUGAAAGCCCAAGACAGUUCGUGUAUAAAGAACAUUUCUUGUUGACAGAAAUUUUUCACAGUUGCCCUUGGGAGUUAAAGUAUUUGCUGCUCUCCCCUACCACGUGCAAUAGGGCAAGAUAUCCUGGGUGGGAAGGGGAGAGCUUGUACCCGUUUUGUUAAUGUAGUGUGAGACUAUCGUUCUUACUUCAGUAUGUUCCAUGUUUUAAGUUAACAUAUGGCUCAUAUAUUUAAGUCAGUUAAAAGUUUCACCUGUCAAAGCCAGUCUCACGAACAAAGGUGCGCAUCAUUUUAGUGUGAUAAUGUUCAUAGACAAGCAUAGCUUCUCAUAAGUUUUAUCUUUUGAGACAGAAUCCACAGGUUACAUUUUCUUUAGACGGUUCAUAGCAUGAUCAGUAGUUUUGUAAAUUCAAGAACAGGGAGCAGUCCCAUCACAAUCCAUUAUCAUUGGGUCAAAGGGCAAAUUGACCAGAAAAUUCAUUUUUUUUUGGUCCACUCUGACGACUUUUAUGUAAUAGAAGAACACACAUCUAGCCUUGUCUGUGGUCUCUGGGACGUGUCUUUCAUAAGAAUGUACAAUUAGGUAAUGUGAUAACUAAGCAGCCAGAUUACCUACAGAAAAGAACUAAAGGGUUAAGUUUAAAACCAUCUAACACUUUGAUACAUUAUUACAUUUGUCUAUAGUUCUUAGGGUGAGAGGUCUUAUGUGGUAUCUUAAGAUGGUCGAGCCUGUUGUGUGCUGCUCCCAGCACACAAUGAUCAUCCAACAUUGAGUUUCUCCAUCAUUUCAAGUGACAAUGUUGCUAAUUCCUCAUUCUCAGCUGUUGGACCUUUGUUUCUUAAGGAUGAACUGAAAUUCUCAAAAUUGUGCUGAGCUUUUGCAGAAGAAAUUUUCACUCGGCAAUUUUUUUGAUUUUUUUUUUAAAGUUUGAAAUGUAUUUUCUUGACUAUAUUGAAAUAUGGCCCCAGGUGUGAAAGUGGGUUGUUCCUGUUUAUGCACACUGAGGAUCUGAAAUGAAUGUGUGUCAAUUAUCUCUCUGCAUCAGUUCCCUUCAAUGCUACAAGUCCUUGUCUACAAAGGAGAGAGGAAUCAAAGAGUAUACACCUGGCAUGAAUUGCAUGAGAGAAAAAUGUAGUCAUUGUUGAAAAAUUAAUUUUUGAUUUUUUGAAAAAACAAGCUCUUUCUGUCAGCACAUUUUUUAAGAGUAAGUUAGAAUGAGAGCAUCCUGUGCCAAAAUACAUGCUUGCUCUCAUUCACCCAGAAGCCAUAGUAAAAGAGGAUCCAGGAUUGUGUUGGAAGGAAGAUGUGGAGAGUUGAUAUUUUGACAUGUGGUUAUCUCCUUGUUUCUACCCUCCCUUCACCCGACUCCAUCACUAGCCCCCACAUUUGUCAUGUAAUUCAUAACAAAUGUUACUAUGAUCAAAACUCAGUCGACACCAGGUUAUAGUCAAACAGAUUUAUUUGAAAUCACAAGUUUUCAAAGUGCUGCCCCUUUGCCUGAUUGAAGGGGCAGUGGUCUGAAAGCUUGCAAUUUCAAAUAAACUUUUUGGGUUAUAACGCUGAUGUCAUGUGGUUUUUGACCUUGUCCACCCCAGUCCGACACUGGCACUUCCACAUCACUGAUGUUACGAUAGCAAUGAACUUGACUUGCCAUCAGUUCAUUUCAGCCUGCUCUGUGCAACACAUAUUUGUCUGUGAACUAAUUUGGAUUUGUUCACGACGAAGUGCUUAACAUUUUGUGCUGAAUCUCAGUUGCUCGUUUGAACGGGUACAUUGUGGUUGUGUUGACUUAUUUAGCAAACAAACCAAAGCCUUUUAAUAUUACCCGAAACAAGGUGAUGUGAGUGUUCACCCUCUCAUCAUUCUCGAGCAGAUUGUAUGAAAUAUUCUUGAUGUACUUGAGAAACACGUCAGAUGGUCAAUCUACCUGUGUUUGCUCCACUUCCAACUGGAUUUAGAAUUGAUUUUCAAAAGGCCUGGAGAUGUUGGGAGCUGAAAAUUAAAAUCACUGAAACAACAUAAGGAAAUCUACCUGGAUUUAAAAUAUUUCAAAGAGUUGUAUGAGAGUUUGCUUUUAUAUUUAUGCAUGCCUCAUUUAUGAAUAUAUGCAAUGAGAAUACUUUUGAACUGAAAUGCUUAAUUGCCAAUGUGCUUCCACUCAAUCACUAGUUUGACUGUAUCAGAAGUAUAAUAACAUGAUUUGCUUUGCUAUAUGCACAUUAAUAAAUUUUUAUUUCACAGUC